Messenger RNA from Striga hermonthica, 1198 nucleotides. NCBI's taxonomy places the organism in Eukaryota, Viridiplantae, Streptophyta, Magnoliopsida, Lamiales, Orobanchaceae. The record is from the annotation of a GenBank genome assembly.
AACUAAGUCCCGAUCUCUUUGGGAUCAAAAUAAUGGAGGUUUCUGUGAAGGACUCUGGCAUCUGGUGGCCAGAGAAGAAAUCCCUCAUAGAUUCCUCUACGUCAGUUCCUACAAUCUCCCAGCAAGACUGGAAGAAGAGGGACGAAAAAAACCAUCCGGUCCGGAGACGCUGUUGGGAUCGAUCCCAGACACAGCCUUCCUGACUUCCUCCUUACUCGGGAGGUCACAGAGGUCGACGAGGUCGACCGACUGCAGAAUGGUCGGAAAUAGGGCCGGGUCAGGCAUGACAGCGGCGCAUCUCGGACCUAUUCUCUGGCGAAGAAUCCAGAUAAUAGGUCUGUUCGGCCUCCGCAUACGCAGUCUGAGCUGCGAUAAGGCGCUGACAAAUAUCACCAAAAGUCGUCCAGUUCUACUGUUUCAAAACGCGGUGGAGCCUCCUGAGCUUCUCCUCCAGGUUACGCAUCCCAUAGUAGUGCGUAGCCUGCUGCCAAGAAGCUCUAACAAUAUCGUAGUAAGAAUGGUGGCGAACCCACAUGUUCUGGAAACGAAAGGACGCUCGUCGAGGGGAAAUAGAGAACCUACAACGAAUCAGAAAGGGGGCAUGGUCGGAUCCAAUUCGAGGAAGAUGCGUUACAACCGUGGUCGCAAACACCCUCACACUCUACCCUUGAAACCCAAUUUGUCCAGACCGACAGAUAGAUCCCGGAGGGAAGGGACAGUGAAGGAAAACUUCAAGAUGAGUGCAUUAUCAAACGACCCAGCUAGGGAAAUAACAGUGGGCUCAAGAAAACUUACCUUGAAUCUGCCCUCCUCGGAACGGGUGACGGUCCCGCUCUAUUUGUCCCGAAAGGACGCCAACGUCAGUCUUUGGUGGCCCGGUUUGACGGUGUAUGUGCCAGAAACCGCAUCUCGAAAGGAACGUGCUCCAGUAGGGCGUGGUCCUUGGGUCGCCGUGUGGGGAAGGGGGAUGACCGAACCCGGUUCUUGGACCGAGCUUCCCUCUGUCGGCCGGUCACUAUGGGCCAAUACCGGCAAAGACAUGGAGGGACCGCGGCGCAAUAGUCCAGCCGUACGCGAAGAAGUAGAGCCGUCGCCGUUGUUGGUAGAAAUGGACGGUCUGGCCUCUGCAGUGGAGGUAACAAGGCCUGUCCCAAAAGAUUCCGGCAAGGUUUCACCCGCCGAGAUGGAGAGAGGGGCC